Molecule: messenger RNA, 2358 nt
Organism: Portunus trituberculatus (swimming crab)
Lineage: Eukaryota; Metazoa; Arthropoda; Malacostraca; Decapoda; Portunidae
Product: glutamate receptor ionotropic, delta-2-like
Exons: 5
Coding region: 275-2065 (596 amino acids)
Cellular component (GO): membrane
Molecular function (GO): glutamate-gated receptor activity
Source: RefSeq, a predicted model, not a curated record
UCUUUUUAACUACAUACUUCGAUAUUGCCGCACACUGACCUUUUCGACAAAGCGUGCAGCACUUGUAAGGUUAAACUGUUUACUGCUUUGUAAUAACAGUCAACAUGAUAACACAGCUGCGGAAACAUCUCGUGCUGCUGGUGGUCCUCCAGCAAGCCACAGAGAUAUUAUCUUUUUCUCUGCCAAAAGGUAACGUUCGCAACAAAGCGUCUGACUCUUGAAGGCGCGAGGUUGAGGCGGAAGUUGCAUGUUAACGUAAACUUGCAUAUCUCACAUGAUUGCAGAUUUUAUCUUUUCUUACUCAGCUUUCGGCGAUGAAGUCUCUUGGGUUGACGAGGCAUUGGUGCCCUUGAUGUCCGGAUCGUGUAAAGGAACUCACGCAGUGCUGGUGGUUGACGACGAGAGCCAGCACUUGGCUCACCUAGAACAAGUCUUGGCCAGUGUGGAGGACACACUUCUCUCCACACAAAUUAUGCGGCAGCAAACACUCCUCGAGCUGCGUUUGCCAUCUUAUCAUGUGAGAGGAGAUUUUGUGACUGCGGUUCUAAUUUUUCAAAAGCACCCUGAUUCUUUUUUGUUACAACUUCAUUUCAACGCAGACUGGAAUCCUAAGUACCUUAUUCUCAUUAGUCUAAACAAGCAGCUCAACGUUACCAGCUUGCUCACCACUCCGGUCAUACAACGAUCAGAGUUCAUCUUUCUUCUUCAAACCUCCGGGAAAAGAAACAAACUUCUAAUUACUGCCUACACAAGCUUUCCUUUACAAGCUAACUCGCUAGGAAAACAGCUGGUCAAAGCAUCGCUAGGAAGUUGGAAACCAGAUCGAUUUGCAACACGAGAAUCAGUCUUUCCAAAGAGAUUUGAGAACUUUGGAGGCCACGUGCUCCAGCUGUCAACAUGGUGCGACGACACUCCCUUCAUGUACCAGAACGAGAAUGGUGUAUGCAUUGGGCAGAGCCUGGAUGCACUCGAAAUCAUCGCUGACAAAUAUAACUUCACUUACGUCGUCCAGCUCAAGCCUGAGGAUGAAUUAUGGGGCUUUAUAGAGAAUGGAACGUGGGUGGGACUGAUGGGAGGACUGGAACAUGGUGGAAAGGACCUCACUAUAAAUGCUAUAGUCCUCAACUGGGAGAGAGGUCGUGAUUUUGAUUUUGUGUAUCCUUAUCAGACGGAGGGGUUUGCUUUCAUGAUCUUCCUGCCACCGCCACUGCCCAGCUGGAGGAGACUCUUGUACCCCUUCACAGGCGAGGUGUGGGGCGGCGUCCUGGCUGCUGCCCUGCUCGCCCCUUCACUGCUUGGCCUCCUGUUGCGCUGGUUUAAUCCCGUUCAAGACCACAUCAGCUUGGCUCUUAAGAUUGGUGCUGGCCUGUUGAAACAGAGUGUGAAGGUGUCAGAACUGAGGGCGUGGUGGUCGCGGGUGUGGGCGGGAUGGUGGUGGAUCACUGUCUUCAUCCUGUGCACUGCUUACACGGGAAAUCUGGUUGCCGUGUUGACAGUGCCCGCGUACCCAAAGCUGAUUACUACCGUGGAGGAGCUUGCUACUUCCAGUCUGGGAUUAAAAAUGCUUGACUAUGGUAACUUUGUGCCCGAGGCCUUGCUGGUGUCGAAGCAUAGUUCACUAGCUGUCCUGGGGAAAAAGAUGGAGCUUGAGCCUUACCAGGAGGAGGACAUGUACGGCAGCUUGACUAAAGAUGUGAAGGCAGGAACACAUGCACUGCUAGAGUCGUUCUCGUAUCUCGUUUACGUCCAGUACCUCUACAACAUGACUUACACCGCCUACAUCAUGCCGGAUAAAAUUUACUCGAGUUACCUGACGUGGUUCCUGCCUCGAAAUACUCCUUACACUCAAGUCUUCUCCCGCUCCCUCUCCCGCCUCAAGGAGACUGGCAUUAUGGCGCACCUCUCCUCCACCCAUCUGGACCUCACCAUUAAGGCGAGACCCGUGCCUCGUGGCGGGGAAUCACUGAGUCUGCCACAGCUGCAAGGACCCUUUCUGGUGUGGCUGCUGUGUUGUGCUGUGGCCUGUCUCGUUUUUGCUGUGGAAUACUUAGCUAGAGCUAUUUGAUUCUGCUUCUGUAUUACUCGUAUUGAUUUUCUCAACCGCUGAUCGAUCCGUCUCUGGUCACUGCUACCACCGUCUCCACACAAACUUUAGGCAUGGCUGGUUAAGUUGGCUAAGUUGGCAGUGACAGUAAUGGUAGUGGUGUGUGUGUGUGUGUGUGUGUACUUCUGUGUUAUAUGACCUCGUGUAAAUGACAAGAAGUACUUAAAAUUGCCAUCAGUGAAGUAAAUGGGUGUAAUCAGUUCUGAAAAUAAAGUUAUAGACUACAAGAGAAUAAAUAAGCAAAUUAAUAUGAA